UCACGUUUUUAUUAGAUAAGCACAACGCUUAUAAAUUCGGGAUUGCACGCGAUGGUGCUAAUAGGCGUACGACAAUCGCGGUGGCAACAUGAGCCGAGUCGCUGUUACAUUUGCGCUAUUGUGCGCCUUGUCGUCUACCCUUGCCUUCAUUUUCGAGGACUGUGGCUCGGAAGUAGCCAAAUUAGGCGACGUAGUUAUCUCGAGCUGCAACACGGCAGAAGAAAAAUGCAUUCUGAAUCGCGGCAGCGAAACACACGUGAACGUCAAAUUUACGCCAUCUAAGGACAUCUCGCACUUGGAACUACGCGCUUUUGGUGUGCUAGUUGACGUGCCGGUGCCGUUCCCGUUGGAAAAGCCCGAUCUGUGCAAGGACAGCGACUCCGGAAUCAAGUGUCCUCUGAAGAAGGAUCAAGAAGCCGAGUACAAGGCCACGUUCUUCAUAGAUAAGAUGGUUCCUUCGCUCAGCCUCGACGUUAUGUGGCAAUUUGUAAACGAGGACGACGAGAAGGUAAUAUGCGUGAAAUUCCCGGCGAAGAUUAAAUAAAUGGCUGGCAACUGACUCCUAUGGCUCAAAUUAUAACGGAUGACCGUAACACUUCGGUAUCGAGAUGGACACGUAACCGUCUAACUACGAUUUGUAGUUGACGGAUUUAAUUAUUUCUUUGCAACGCAUGUCGACAUAUUAUAAUACACUGCAAAUUCUAUUGAACAAAAUUGUGAAAUGAAUAAAUGAUAAAGAUAGUUUCGCUGA
Messenger RNA from Odontomachus brunneus, 751 nucleotides. RefSeq names its product ecdysteroid-regulated 16 kDa protein-like. Gene Ontology annotation, biological process: sterol transport. Bases 89 to 544 code for a protein of 151 amino acids. Gene Ontology annotation, molecular function: sterol binding. The record is from RefSeq and is a predicted model, not a curated record. The transcript has 4 exons. NCBI's taxonomy places the organism in Eukaryota, Metazoa, Arthropoda, Insecta, Hymenoptera, Formicidae.